Molecule: messenger RNA, 1732 nt
Organism: Candidula unifasciata
Lineage: Eukaryota; Metazoa; Mollusca; Gastropoda; Stylommatophora; Geomitridae
Source: the annotation of a GenBank genome assembly
UGCUGGGGACACGCACUCCAUUUUCUCUGGCCUGAAGCAGCUGAAGGCAGAGCGGGAGAGACUUUUGGACAGAAGUAACCAGACGGACUCGAGUCGAAUGAAGCAGUUUGACCCAGCACGGUAUACUUUCAACAAGGAGGUUCACCUUUCUACGGAGAUCAAGCUGACUCUAACAGUGCCAUGUUAUCAGCGUUCCAAUGACGAGGUUGAAAAGAUUGUCGAGACUUUGCAGCAGAUUCGAGCAUUUGUGGCCUACCCUAUAGCGUAUCAGAGGGUGAUCGCCAAAGCGGCUUGGUACAUUGUGGUACCAGCAUUCCGAGUGGUGAUACGUGAACGACACGACGCUGUGAGCUAUUACUUCAUGAUCAAUGGCAGAGCGAAUAUGCAGAAGCUGCUUGGAAAUCCGCACCACUUGAAGGCCAGCCAAUUCAAACAAAUCCGUGUUCUCAGAGCACAGGACAUGUUUGGGGAAGAGGCCAUCACGAGCCCCGGCUGCAAGAGAAGCUAUACCGUGACCACGGACACGGUCUGCGAGAUGCUGUCCAUCAACUGUAGUGAACUGCAGGACGCCAUGCUGACCACCUCCUCGGUGUAUGAAACAGCCCCGGAACACAUCCGCUUUUUAGGUUCUCUGAACGCCAUGAAGAAAUUCCCAAAGCUGAAACUGUUGGAAGAAGCGCAGGAUAACAUCAACAUUGCCCACUUUCUGGGUGGAGCUGUUGUGACUACUAAUGUUGAGCAAUCCGACUACGUCUACUUCGUCUACUACGGCACCUGCGAUGUGUUGAAGGAGAUCCCUCCACCUCAGAGUGCAGUGGAGGCUUACACUAAAGCGAAACUUCUUAAAGAUGAGGAUAUCAUGGCUGAGGGGUCAAUCUCGCCUCUGAGCCGAAAGAGUGUGCUGAUCCGGGAUGCUACCAAACCAGAAGAAGUCGAAGGAAGCCCAUUUUAUGUGGAUAAUUCGACGCAGCGAAGGAGUUACUUCGCCAAUCGACUAGAUUACAUUGAGUCCAGAGAAAACCUUCGCAAUGUGUUUGCGAAAGAGAUUGAGAAGCGCCAAAAUGAGUACAUCAGUUACAAAAAUGCAUUCAUGGCUGAGGCUCGAGAGCUGGAAGACAAAUGCCGCCAGAUCGCCACGACGAUACCCAUUGGAGCACGCAAGAGGCUUCUGGGAGGAAAGAUAGCCUGUCCCCGUCCGCCUCCCAUUAACUUCCAUUCUUCUCUCAGAUUGAACAGACCGAAAGACACCUCCGCCAACAGCAACUUUGACCUAGGAAAGGACAAGCGUGUGGAUGAAGUGGAUACAUCCAGGAAAGUGGCCAGAUUGUCUAUUGUGAUUCCCCAAGAUGAUCUAGAUGACAGCAGGAAGCAAAAGCAGAUUCUAUCGGCACAUGUACAAAGCAGCACCAGGUUCAGCUCCAGAUUCAGCUCCAGAGAGGCGAGCAUGGAUUUUCUGGCCGGCAGAGAUGACAAAGACGAAAGGACACGGACUAGCAGAAGGCUCACAAAACUUGUUGGUUCCAACAUGAACCUUCUGGACGCAGUGUUCAGACAUUCGAUACACCGUGAACCGUCUGACGUCACUCCGCCUGUAGAUGCUAAAAGAACCCCGCGAAAAAGGGACAGCCAAGACAGCCAGGAGGGACGAUUGGCCAGAUCAUCUGGACGGCUCCAAACGUCUAACUUCUCAAGAUGGGCAAUGGUCAGAACGGCAAUUAGAGGAGACGUAGUG